Messenger RNA from Cynara cardunculus var. scolymus (artichoke), 1686 nucleotides. Its product is annotated as FACT complex subunit SSRP1-like. Gene Ontology annotation, molecular function: nucleosome binding; histone binding; DNA binding. The transcript has 15 exons. The coding region runs from base 1 to 1686 and encodes 561 amino acids. Lineage: Eukaryota; Viridiplantae; Streptophyta; Magnoliopsida; Asterales; Asteraceae. The record is from RefSeq and is a predicted model, not a curated record. Gene Ontology annotation, cellular component: FACT complex; nucleus.
AUGGCAGACGAUCAAUUCUUCAACAACAUCUCUCUACUUGAUCGCAGUGGCACUAAUACAGGGCUCUUUGAGGUUCAUUCAGGGUGUUUACUAUGGAAGAAACAAGGGGGUAGUAAAUCUGUGGAAGUGGACAUUGCUGAUAUAGUGCGUAUAACCUGGAUGAAGGUUCCAAGAAGCAACCAGCUUGGUGUGCAGGUUAAUAAUGGCGUUAAAUACAAGUUUGAUGGUUUCCGUGACCAGGACGUAUCUAGCCUGAUCAAUUUUUUCCAGAACUCAUGUAGCAUAACAGCAGAAGAGAAGCAACUUUCUGUUAGUGGGAAGAACUGGGGAGAAUUUGAUAUAAAUGGCAACAUGCUUUCCUUUCUUGUUGGUUCAAAGCAAGCCUUUGAAGUAUCUUUAGCUGACGUUUCCCAGACACAGAUUCAAGGGAAGGACGAUGUUGUCUUGGAGUUCCGUAAGGAUGACAUUACUGGUGCAAAUGAGACAGAUUCAUUGGUUGAGAUGAGUUUUCACAUACCCAGUUCCAACACUCAGUUUGUCGGGGAUAAAAACAACUCUCCUGCACAGGUAUUCCUAAAGAAUAUACAGUCAAUGGCAGUUGUUGGGGUUGGAGGCGAGGAAGCCUUCGUCACAUUUGACACCGUCACAAUUCUUACUCCAAGGGGUCGAUACGAUGUUGAACUCCACCUUUCUUUUUUGCGGCUGCAAGGCCAAGCCAAUGACUUCAAAAUUCAUUACAGCAGUAUAGUUCGUGUUUUCAUCUUGCCUAAGUGUAACACACCCCAUACAUUUGUUGUCAUUACUCUAGAUCCUCCUAUUCGUAAAGGUCAAACUCUAUAUCCACAUAUUGUGAUCCAGUUUGAAACAGAUUAUGUGGUGGAAAGCAAGUUGGCGUUGAAUGAGGACCUGUAUUCUUCCAAAUACAAAGACAAGUUAGGACCAUAUUAUAAGGGUCUUAUUCCUGAAGUUUUCACUGUCAUCUUGCAUGGCUUGUCUAGUAGAAAACUCACCAGGCCUGGGAAGUUCCGUAGUUGUCAGGAUGGCUUUGCUGUGAAGUCAUCGCUAAAAGCAGAAUACGGUCUCCUUUAUCCUCUUGAAAAGUGCUUUUUCUUCUUGCCGAAACCUCCUACUCUUAUUCUUCAUGAUGAGAUUGAAUACAUACAGUUUGAGAGACAUGUUGCUGGAGGAUCAAACAUGCAUUACUUUGAUCUUCUUAUUAGACUCAAGAUGAAGCAAGAGCAUCUUUUCCGCAGCAUCCAGAGUAACGAAUAUCAUAACCUUUUUGAUUUUAUCAGUUCAAAAGGUCUAAAAAUCAUGAACUUGGGAGGUGGCCAAGCUACAGGUGGUGUUGUAGCUGCUCAACAGGAUGAGGUGAAUGAAGCUGAUGGAGAAGAGAGUGAUGAGGAGAAAGAAGCCAAAGCAUCUUUGAGUAGGAAGGGUAAAGAGAAGAAGAAAGAGGAUCCAAAGGAAACAAUGAGUGGUUUCAUGUUCUUCACACAUCUUGAAAGAGAGAAUGUGAAGAAACACAGCCCUGGGAUUACAAUUAAAAAUCUUGCUCGCAUUCUUGGAGAUCGAUGGGAUAAAUUGUCAGCCGAAGAGAAGGCGUCAUACGGAGUAAGGGCGUGGGAGUGGGAGUGUGAGAAUGAGAAUAAAAAUCAAAGCAGCAGCGGCAGGUCUAGUGACUAA